Molecule: messenger RNA, 1248 nt
Organism: Lathyrus sativus (Indian pea)
Lineage: Eukaryota; Viridiplantae; Streptophyta; Magnoliopsida; Fabales; Fabaceae
Source: the annotation of a GenBank genome assembly
AUGGGUAGGAAAGGAAUCAGCAAAAGCAAUCUCUUUGAUGAUAAAAGUGAUGGUUUUUUCUCAAUCUCCAAUCUAGGGUCUCAGUGGGGUGAUAUAGGUCAUUCUCAGGAACAAGGGUAUUAUCCUGUUGGUGGUUUAUUUGCAAGCAUGAGUCAAAUGGGAAUGGGGUUUGGUGGAGUUCCGCAACCAAAAUCUCCGUCUUCUGGAAACUCAUCCUCUCAACGAAACAAUGGGAUGAAGAUUCCCUGCACUGAGCUGUACAUUAGGUAUGUUCAAUCAGAAGGGAAGGUGAAGAUUCUCGGUGUUCCUGAUGAGGAGGAAGAUGAAAUAGUGGAAGGUGUUGAGAAAAAGAAAAAGGGUGAUCUUAAGAAGUUUAAGGUCAAGGUGAAAAAUCCUUCUUUGAGGAAGCUGAUUAGUGGGGCUUUUGCUGGGGCUGUUUCUCGUACUGCUGUUGCGCCUUUGGAGACUAUUAGGACUCAUUUGAUGGUUGGAAGUAGUGGUAAUUCUAGUGGUGAGGUGUUUAAUAACAUCAUGAAUACUGAUGGAUGGAAAGGGUUGUUUAGGGGGAAUCUUGUUAAUGUUAUAAGAGUUGCACCUAGCAAGGCUAUUGAGCUAUUUGCUUAUGAUACCGUUAACAAGAACCUUUCAUCAAAGCCGGGUGAAAAGCCUAAACUCCCGAUUCCUGCAUCGCUGAUUGCAGGCGCUUGUGCUGGAGUUAGCUCAACUAUUUGCACGUAUCCUCUUGAAUUACUCAAGACUAGAUUAACUGUCCAGAGAGAUGUCUACAACGGUCUACUAGACGCAUUUGUGAAAAUAAUUCGCGAGGAGGGUGCUUCAGAACUCUACAGAGGCCUUGCUCCUAGUCUCAUUGGAGUCAUUCCAUAUUCUGCCACCAAUUACUUUGCUUACGACACUUUGAGAAAAGUGUACAAGAAAGUUUUUAAGCAAGAGAAGAUCGGAAACAUUGAAACCCUUUUAAUAGGUUCUGCGGCUGGUGCUAUUUCGAGUAGCGCUACUUUCCCGCUUGAAGUGGCUCGCAAGCAAAUGCAAGUUGGAGCACUCAGCGGAAGACAGGUUUACAAGAAUGUGAUUCAUGCGCUUGCGUGCAUACUUGAGAAAGAAGGUAUUCAAGGUUUGUAUAGAGGAUUAGGACCAAGCUGCAUGAAGUUGGUUCCAGCGGCCGGAAUCUCUUUCAUGUGCUAUGAAGCAUGCAAGAGGAUAUUGGUAGAGGAAGAAGAUGAGGAAUAG